Gadus morhua (Atlantic cod) is the source of this 1886-nucleotide messenger RNA. Its product is annotated as guanine nucleotide-binding protein G(I)/G(S)/G(O) subunit gamma-2. Gene Ontology annotation, cellular component: heterotrimeric G-protein complex. Bases 691 to 906 code for a protein of 71 amino acids. Gene Ontology annotation, biological process: G protein-coupled receptor signaling pathway. The record is from RefSeq and is a predicted model, not a curated record. Lineage: Eukaryota; Metazoa; Chordata; Actinopteri; Gadiformes; Gadidae. The transcript has 5 exons. Gene Ontology annotation, molecular function: G-protein beta-subunit binding.
GCUCAGAGAGCACACACAGCACAGAGCGGGCGAGCGUGCAGCACUCCCACAGAGAGAGAGAGAGAGAGAGAGAGAGAGCCGGAGACCGCAAUACACAGAGAGAGAGAGAAAGAUAAGUAGACAGAGAGAGCGAUAGAGACUGAGAUACGGUGGGCUUGUGCAUGUUUUUGUGUCAGUCAGAGUUUGAGAAAGAGCGAGAGAGAUCAAGAGAUAGAGAGAUAAAGAGAGAGCGAUCAGGUGAUUGAUAGACACAGGCCGAGGGAGAGGCAGAGGGAGAGAGAGACAGAGAGAGAGAGAGACAGAGAGAGAGAGAGGAGUCUGAGGAUAUUUUUCCUCCACACUUGAUGUGUGUUGGCGUGAACAGCAGAAGACAUCUCCUGCACGGGAGAAAGGAGAAUCCGAAAAAAAGAAAGAGUGUCCAGAAACCCCAAAACGUCGUCAGUUUCAGGAGGAAUAUAUCUGAGUGGGAUUCCCCUCUCCAUGCUCUGACCCACCCCUGGCGUUGCGCAUCUUUUGAGGGGAGAAAUUAGCCAAAAGCUGCAUGAAGCACAGGCCCAUGCUUCUCCCAAAAUUAGGGUCUGGUGUGAAGUUCUGAGUGAACGGCACGAGGUGUGAGCACCAGGACAGCGUGUGGGUGGAGCCAGCAGAUCAGACAGCCCUACACCGACCGACCCCGAGGCUACCAGGACGAUGGCGAGCAACAACACCGCUAGCAUCGCCCAGGCCAGGAAACUGGUGGAGCAGCUGAAGAUGGAGGCCAACAUCGACAGGAUAAAGGUGUCGAAAGCGGCGGCGGACCUGCUGUCCUACUGCGAAGCGCACGCCAAAGAGGACCCCCUGCUGUCGCCGGUGCCCGCGUCGGAGAACCCCUUCAGGGAGAAGAAGUUUUUCUGCGCCAUUCUGUAAAAAAAAAAAAAAAAAAAAUUGAAAACAGAAAAAGACCGGCAUUGGCCUGCUCUGCAGUCCGCCUGAUGUGUGUUUUGAACGGGAGAUCGUUCUAAGAUUACGUAGAUUUAUUCUAGCGCGGUGGCGAGGCGACCACCAGCCCCGCCCCCCCCCCACCCCUCUUUUGUCGAAACGGCACCAAGCAAAGUGCAAUUUUCAAUACGCCAGAGUGUAUAACGUGUAGCUUUUAAAGGGGUAGUGAGGGCUUUUAAAGGGGUGUGCCGCAUGUUAAAGGGGUCUGUGUUUCCUUUAGACAAACACAAGGGGGGGAUGGAUGAUGUGGAAGAGGAGGACGAUGGUGAUGAUGACUCUGAUACGUCAGACAGGUGAAGCGGCCAGCCGUCUGGUUGGGAAUUGUACAGAAAAAAAAAGGAAAAGACGCAAAUCUAAAGUGAAAAAAUAAAAUAAUAAGAAUAACGUAAAAAUAGUCACUAUUAUUUUUGUGGUGCUCUUGGAGCCCCCAACAUGUUGUGCGGUAGUGUUGGUGGGUUGGUAGCUCUACCCUAGGACACAUUAACGUCUCUACAGCGAGAAUCCACUUAUUGGAAUGCUUUUUUUUACGUUACAUAUUGGAAGUGUUUUUUCGAUCUGUACCCUGGACAGCUUUCUAUAACCAUCUGUGAUAACAGAAAACUGCUCCGUUCAUUUUCUUCUUCUUCUUCCUCCUCCUCCUCAUCUUCUUCUAUUUAGUUGUAUGCUUUUUUUUACUAAACCAAACGAUUCGUGAAUAUGUUUUGUUUUUUUAAUGGUUUGGAAGUUUGAAACGUUGAAAUCUGUGAUACUCUUUGCAAACUCCUUUCUGACAGGCCAGUCUGGACUUAUCUCCUAUCCGGCCAAUGUGAUAUAGUUUGUCUUCUUCCCAGGCAGAACUUUCUACUGUUUGUAUACAACAAGACAAAAACGACUAGCAAGUAAACUGUGCUGUGAUGUGAAAUUCUGAA